UUUUGUUUUUUGGGUACUUUUCCAACUUGCUGCCCUCUCCAAUGCCGAUUCCACCGCCGCCGACCUUCCCAUCGCUCCAGCUGGUGCUCGAUGCAGAGCACGGCGUCCUGUGGAUGACGCUCGACCGCCCGAAGAAGUACAAUGCGAUUGAUGGACCGCUGUACGACAACAUUGUCCGCGCCCUGGAUUAUGCGGCGCAAACGGAUGGCGUGAAUAUCGUGGUGCUGUCGGGCAACGGAAAGUACUUUUCCAGCGGAAACGAUCUCGCAAGCAUGAAUCAGCAGUACGCCGAAGCCGCCGAAAACCCAGACGGCCCGCAAGCAAUGUUGGACGCUUCUCGCAACCGAUUCUCCAAGUUUGCCAUUCGAUUCAUCACCUUCCCGAAAAUCCUUGUGCUGGCUUUGAACGGCCCAGCCGUCGGCAUCGGCGCAACCAUCAUUCCUCACGCGGACUUUGUCUACGCCAGUGCGGAUGCGACCAUUUACACUCCAUUCACGGAUCUUGGCCAAUCGCCCGAGGCAGUGUCGUCAAUGACCUUCCCAGCAAUCAUGGGCAUGGCGCGCGCAAACGAGGUGCUGAUUUUGGGACGAACCUUCAAUGCGAACGAGUGCUUCCAAGCCGGCUUGUUCAGUGCUGUCUUUUCUCCGGAAGAGUUCCGGCAAAAGGUCCAGGAGCGUGUUGCCAAGUUGGCCGACAAGCCGCCUGGCUCGUUGCUGGACUGCAAGAAGCUCAUCCGGGAGAAGCUGAUCCCUGCUUACCUCGACACAAACGAGCGAGAAUGCAAUUUGCUUAGCCAACGCUGGGCGUCCGACGAAUGUGCUGAAGCGCUGAUCAAGUUUGCCUCUCGUCGUUCCAAGUUGUGAAGCAAAAUUUCCGUUCGCAAUAAACAGACUUUUUUCCCCUCC
Messenger RNA from Capsaspora owczarzaki ATCC 30864, 905 nucleotides. RefSeq names its product chromodomain protein. The transcript is spliced from 8 exons. The record is from RefSeq and is a predicted model, not a curated record. NCBI's taxonomy places the organism in Eukaryota, Filasterea, Ministeriida, Capsasporidae. The coding region runs from base 42 to 863 and encodes 273 amino acids.